AUGCUCCUUCCCUCACGUACCCCAAUCUCUUCCGAUGAUGACUUCUUCGAUCCCUCCUCCCCCUGCGCCGACGCAUGGCGUCAGUUCGGUCGUGACCUCCAGGACAUGCUCGGUCGUAAGCCCUGCGGCUUCGCCCUCGUCGACGUCUCCAAGAGGCCCUCGCCCCCCCUCGUCUACCUCUCCGCUGAGAUGACGAAGCUCCUGGGCCUCCGCUCGCCUCGCUCGUGGCUCGGGCAGCCCUGGAGCAGGCUGCUGCGGCUCUUGCCCGACGACCGGGAGGAGGAGGCGAGGAUCGAGCGGGUGCUCUACGGCGAGGAGGAGGAGGAGGCAGCUGCCGCCUCGUACGCGCAGUGCGUGCGAUGCGAGGGGGGGGGCGGGGAGAGGAUGUGGGUGCACGUGUACGUGCAGUCGGGGGCGAGGCGGGGGGUGCCUUUCUCAGCGAUGUCAUGCUAUGACGUGACGGAGCUGGUGGAGGGGGAGGGAGAGCUUGAGGAGGAGUCGAGGAGGGUACAGGAGGCGCAGGUGAGGACGGGAGAGGAGGCGGAGGCUGGGAGAGAGCUUGACGACGUGUGGAGAAAAUUUGAGACGCUUGGAUGA
Messenger RNA from Guillardia theta CCMP2712, 597 nucleotides. RefSeq lists its product as hypothetical. The record is from RefSeq and is a predicted model, not a curated record. Bases 1 to 597 code for a protein of 198 amino acids. Lineage: Eukaryota; Cryptophyceae; Pyrenomonadales; Geminigeraceae. The transcript has 2 exons.